UUCUCCUCUCAUCUCGCUCUCAUUCUGGUUUCCACCCACUCUCGCUCUGUUUUGGCUCUCUCUUCCGCAGUUCAACACUUCUUUCCAGGCUUGCCUCUCGCAAGGCUACGCGCACUGACGGCAGGAUGUCCAUUGUGAGCAUCGUUGCCAGGGAAAUCCUGGACUCUCGGGGAAACCCUACAGUGGAGGUGGACCUGAGAACUGAUAAAGGUCUGUUCAGGGCUGCGGUGCCCAGCGGAGCAUCGACAGGCAUCUAUGAGGCUCUGGAACUCAGAGAUGGAGACAAGAGCCGUUACAAGGGCAAAGGUGUUCUGAAGGCUGUUGGUCACAUUAAUGACACUCUUGGACCAGCCGUCAUUGCAUCUGAGAUCAGUGUGGUGGAACAGGAGAAACUAGACAACAUGAUGAUUGAAAUGGACGGCACAGAGAACAAAUCCCAGUUCGGUGCUAACGCCAUCCUGGGAGUGUCUCUGGCCAUCUGCAAGGCCGGUGCGGCAGAGAAAGGCGUCCCUCUGUAUCGUCAUAUUGCCGAUCUGGCAGGAAACACAGAGCUAGUGCUGCCAGUUCCUGCGUUUAAUGUAAUCAACGGAGGCUCCCAUGCUGGAAACAAGCUCGCCAUGCAGGAAUUCAUGGUACUUCCUGUGGGGGCGGAGUCAUUCCGUGACGCGCUGCGUGUCGGAGCCGAGCUCUACCAGACGCUGAAGGGUGUCAUCAAGGAGAAGUACGGCCAAGACGCCACCAACGUCGGUGACGAGGGAGGUUUUGCCCCGAACAUCCUGGAGAACAGUGAAGCUCUUGAGUUGAUAAAGACCGCCAUAGACAAGGCCGGGUUCACAGAUAAAGUUGUGAUCGGGAUGGAUGUAGCCGCCUCCGAGUUCUACCGCGACGGGAAGUACGACCUUGACUUCAAGUCCCCUCCAAACCCAGACAGACACAUCACCGGCGAUGAGCUGUUAGAGAUCUACCAGACGUUUGUCAAUGACUAUCCAGUGGUGUCCAUUGAAGACCCGUUUGAUCAGGAUGACUGGGCCGCUUGGACAAACAUGACUGGUUCAGUGGGGAUCCAGAUUGUGGGCGACGACCUGACCGUGACAAACCCAAAGAGGAUAGAGAAGGCAGCGGAAGACCGCGCAUGCAACUGUCUGCUCCUGAAGGUUAACCAGAUCGGCACCGUCACAGAGGCCAUCCAGGCAUGUAAGCUCGCUCAGGCCAACGGAUGGGGCGUGAUGGUCAGCCAUCGCUCAGGAGAGACAGAAGACACUUUUAUCGCUGAUCUAGUGGUGGGACUCUGCACUGGACAGAUAAAGACAGGAGCUCCGUGUAGAUCUGAGCGUCUCGCCAAAUACAACCAACUUAUGAGGAUUGAAGAAGAAUUGGGUGAUCAGGCUCGUUUCGCCGGGCACAAUUUCAGAAACCCUAGCGCUCUGUGAGGCUGACGUCACCGCACCGAAUUCACACGAAAAAAACAACUGACAAACAGAGUAUGUACUGCACUGAACGACUGACUACCCCUGACAUUCCCUAAAAUCAUUCAAAAUGCAUCAAAACAGCACUAUUUGCACUGAGAUACUAAAAACGACUUACUCAGACACUCAAAAUAUGUAUUUAAAACUGAACUGGACUGCGGACAGGCGUUGAUAGACCAAAUAUUAUGCACAGUGGAUCCUGGACAGACCAACAUUAUGCACAAGUGAUUCUGAGGUACUUGACGGGCAAAACAUGUGCAC
Molecule: messenger RNA, 1727 nt
Organism: Rhinichthys klamathensis goyatoka
Lineage: Eukaryota; Metazoa; Chordata; Actinopteri; Cypriniformes; Leuciscidae
Gene: eno2
Product: enolase 2
Exons: 12
Coding region: 126-1430 (434 amino acids)
Biological process (GO): glycolytic process
Cellular component (GO): phosphopyruvate hydratase complex
Molecular function (GO): magnesium ion binding; phosphopyruvate hydratase activity
Source: RefSeq, a predicted model, not a curated record